AUGCGCUUCAAUCCCACAUUGAGCCUAGCCAUGCUAGCCAGCGCCACAGCCGCUCAAUUGACAACCCAACUAUUCAACUUCACCAGCUCAAUCAACAUCGAAAACAGCCAGCUCCGCCCUAACGGCCAUCUCCUCCUCACAACAUUCUACAAAGCCCAUCUCUACACAAUCAACCCGCUAUCCCGCAAUCCCAAAGCCGAGCUAGUCGCCACGCUUCCCGGCUCCACAGCUCUAACCGGCAUUGCAUCCGUUGGGCACGACAAGUAUGCCGUUGUAGGCGGGGUACGGGGCUCAUACCACUACGACAACGAAACCAUCUACACGGUCGACUUCAGCAGGAAUGCCACAAACCCCACCAUCCAAACCGUCGCCCACAUCCCCGACGCCGAUAUGCUAAACGGCAUGGCCUCAAUGCCGUCGCAGCCGCAUAUCCUCUUGAUCGCAGACGCGCGGUUGGGAACUAUCUUCCGCGUCGAUAUAACCACCGGUGUCUCGAAGGUCGUGUUGAAGAACGAUGCCCUUGCCGCGUCCGCGAACUCGUCCCUUCCCAUUGGUAUCAAUGGCCUGCAGGUUGUUGGAGAUAAUGUGUACUUCACCAAUAGUGCGCUCAAUAUCUUUGCCCGGGUGUCUGUCAGCGAGGAUGGACAGAUCUUCGGUCGGAUUCAAGUCAUUGCGCGUCUGGAGCGUGAGGCUGGUGAUACUGAUUCGGAUUGGGAUGAUUUUGCUAUUGAUUCUAGUGGUAAUGCUUAUGUUGCACAGCCGCUCAAUUCCAUCGCUAAGAUCAUGCCGGAUGGAACGCAGACUGUUGUUGCUGGUGGGGGUGAUAGCUUGGCUUUUAUUGGACCUACUUCUGUGCAGAUUGUGCCGGGUGGUAAGUGGGCUUAUGUUACUACUCGUGGAGGUGAUGAGGGAGGUGUCUCUUAUGGUGGACAGGUUGUUGCUCUUCGGCUUCGCGAGUAG
Penicillium samsonianum is the source of this 960-nucleotide messenger RNA. RefSeq lists its product as uncharacterized. The coding region runs from base 1 to 960 and encodes 319 amino acids. Lineage: Eukaryota; Fungi; Ascomycota; Eurotiomycetes; Eurotiales; Aspergillaceae. The transcript has a single exon. The record is from RefSeq and is a predicted model, not a curated record.